GAACUCCAACAGCAAAAACGACCGGAGGAACCGCAAGUUCAAGGAGGCCGAGCGGCUCUUCAGCAAGUCCUCGGUCACCUCGGCAGCGGCGGUCAGUGCGUUAGCUGGAGUUCAGGACCAGCUCAUUGAGAAGCGGGAGCCAGGCAGCGGCACAGAGAGCGACACCUCUCCAGACUUCCACAAUCAGGAGAACGAGCCCAGCCAGGAGGACGCUGAGGAGCUGGACGGGUCUGUGCAGGGGGUGAAACCCCAGAAGGCGGCUUCCUCCACCUCUUCUGGGAGCCACCACAGCAGCCACAAAAAACGGAAGAACAAAAAUCGGCACAGCCCGUCUGGCAUGUUUGAUUAUGACUUUGAGAUUGAUCUCAAGUUAAACAAAAAGCCAAGAGCCGACUACUAG
Messenger RNA from Mesitornis unicolor (brown roatelo), 400 nucleotides. RefSeq names its product MYST/Esa1-associated factor 6 (gene MEAF6). Lineage: Eukaryota; Metazoa; Chordata; Aves; Mesitornithiformes; Mesitornithidae. The annotation marks the transcript as partial. The record is from RefSeq and is a predicted model, not a curated record. Gene Ontology annotation, cellular component: NuA4 histone acetyltransferase complex. The transcript has 6 exons.